Molecule: messenger RNA, 2832 nt
Organism: Planococcus citri (citrus mealybug)
Lineage: Eukaryota; Metazoa; Arthropoda; Insecta; Hemiptera; Pseudococcidae
Product: N-acetylneuraminate 9-O-acetyltransferase
Exons: 14
Coding region: 181-2571 (796 amino acids)
Source: RefSeq, a predicted model, not a curated record
UUUUGACCUGUGAUAAUGUUAUCUUAUUUUCCCGAAUUAAUUACUUUUCUUCUUGCAUUUAUGACUCAAAUGUCUAAAAAUGUGCGAUCUUACGAUAUGUGAAUAAUUCUAUAGUAUCGCGAUUCAGUAUUCUAUUAAAAAUCACUACUCUUCGUUAUGCUGUGAUACCAUCUCUGCACCAUGGACCAAAGUGAUUCCGCUCUGCUGGAGCCUCUUCUGUACAAUUCUCAAGAACGUAAUGUCACCGAAGUCGUUGAAAAAGUGAAUCCUAGAAAUGCGAAGAGGAUUGCGUUCAUUCUAGUCAUAGUUUUACUCCUGUAUCACUCUUAUAUUCACUUACGAUAUGGAAAAGACUCUUGUCGAUGGUUACUUUCAGAUGGACGAUACAAAGGUGACAUGGGAUGGCAACCUUACGGCUGCAUGAUGCACGUGUACACAGAAACUGACCGGAUGCGUUGUAUGAAGUAUUUAGCUUUCUUAGGCCAUGACAAUACGUUCGCAUUCAUCGGAGACUACAAGAUUAAAGACAAAUAUCGUGCCUUUGUGAAGCAUUUCAUUUCACCUCAAGAAAUAUCGUCAGUGGACAGAGAUAGGGUAGUGUACGAUCCAUUUUACAAACAGUCCAAUUUGACGUAUUCUGAUGCGAAGUUACGUUUUAAAGCUGAUUACAUUUGGGCUCCUUAUAUAUCUAAAUCCGUUGUGGAUUUAGUCAAUAAAUGGAAAGUAUCUGAGAAACCGCCUAGUAUUAUUGUGAUGGGAUGUGCGACAUGGUCGAUAAAAGCUUCAAAUGCAUCGAGAGAAGUAGUCAACGAUUUUAUUGCUAAUAUUACCCGACUUAUCGUUCCUUUUAAAGAAAUCUGCAAAAAAUCUCGUGUUUUAUGGGUUCUUCAAGGUCCUGUAAAUGAAGAAAAGCUCAACUCUACCAAUUCCAUGAUCACUAAUGCGAUCAUCGAUGAAUACAACACAGCUACUAUAACGGCUUUACGGUCCAGCUGUGUUGAACUAUGGUCAAGUUCAAGAUUAAUAGCCCAAGGUCAAAUAAACGAAAUGAUCGAAGGCAUUGAACUCAGUGCUGAAGCUUUGAACACAGACGUUCAGCUUUUACUCAAUAUGUAUUGCAAUGAUCAAAUGAACCACGAUGAUGGUACUUGCUGUGCGACAACUGAACCUUAUACUUAUAUUCAGCUAACUGCUUUCUUUAUUUUAUUCGUUUGCUUGGUCAUUGGAACGUUAUUGCAGUUCAGGCCAAUUUACAUUAACACUGUACAGUUUCCAAAUUUUCAAAUAAUUAUGACGUCGAUGGCGAAACUAGCUGUCAUUGUGGCUUAUUUUUAUCUAUGUGAUAGAACAAAUUUCUUUAUGAAAGAGAACAAGUAUUAUUCAGCAGUAAGCUUUUGGUUACCUUUGGGUUACAUUUUUACAUUAGGAUUAUUUUUCACCGAGGAGAGUCGAUUUACUAAAAUAAUGAAUCGAGAUCAAACCGAAGAAUGGAAAGGUUGGAUGCAAUUGGUGAUAUUAAUUUAUCAAAUGACCGGAGCCAAACACCAGCUUCCAAUUUAUAAUCAUAUUCUUCUCUUGGCAGCAGCCUACUUAUUUAUUAGUGGAUUCGGCCACUUUACGUAUUUAUGGUACAGAAACGAUGCUGGUUUAAUAAGAUGCCUUCAAGUAUUAUUUAGGAUUAAUUUUCUAACAGCAGUGCUGUGUUUUUGCAUGAACAGACCGUAUCAAUUUUAUUAUUUCGUACCUGUGGUGACAUUCUGGUUCUUGUUAUUCUACAUCGUGUUCGUUUUACCACCGAGAGUGACGGCGAGUUCGUCUGAAUCCAGACCUGUUCAAUAUGCUUAUGUUUUAAUGAAAAUUGUGUUCCUAUUUAUAUCGAUUAGUAUUUUAUAUAUGUCUCAGGUAUUUUUCGAGAAAAUUUUCGUCACUAGACCAUGGAAAGCGUUAUUUGUAUCGAUCGACGAUAAUAUUCAAGAUUGGUGGUUUAGAUGGAAAAUUGAUCGAUUCAGUGUUUUGUACGGAUCAACUUUCGCAUUCCUGCUGCUAUUGGCUCAAAGAUAUAAUAUUUUAGACGAUAACAAUCACAGUAAUUUAUUUUCUCCCAGGGUAUCGAUUUUUGUGGCUAUUUUAGCUCUUCUAGGAUUAAUUGCUACCUCCACCUACGCUAUAAUGUGUCCCAAUCGAUUCGAAUUUAUCGAUAUUCAGACGUAUAUAUCUAUUAUACCUAUUGUAUGUUAUAUUUUAUUGAGAAACGUUUCGGGUAUUUUACGAACGCGUUUCUCGCACGUGUUUACUUUCUUCGGCAGAAUCUCAUUAGAAUUAUUCGUAUCGCAUUUCCACAUCUGGUUGUCUGCGGAUUCGAACGGUGUUCUUGUGUUAAUACCUAGAUACCCGGUUGUCAAUGCUCUAGUCAUUUCGUAUAUUUUUGUGUGUAUUUCGUACGAGUUGAACGAUAUUACUCGUAAAUUACUUCCUUAUGCGGUGCCAUCGAACUGGCGAUUAGCUCUGAGGAAUUUAUUUAUAUUCUUAAUUUUACUUAUACCUGUGGGUAUUAGAGAUGGUAUGUUUUGAGUUUGGGAGCUCAGAGUGUUAUAUUUUUUGAAAGACUGACGGAUCACAUUCCUUUGACCUAAAAUGCGAUUAUUGAUCAAGAUAUUCAAGAAUGGUCCUUACGAUGAUUGAACGGAGCUUAACUAGACGGACCUCUUUUUUUUAAACACUAUUUUAUUUUUCUUAAUAAAUGGGUUACCUUGUUUAAAGCAUUUAUAUUGCAUCUGUAUAAGAGAAAACAAAUUUUUAAAAAUAAUAAAAGUAUAUUUCGUUUUUUAAAAA